AUGUUAAAGAGUGUAAUGUACCAUGUAUCUUCUAAAUGGCUCAUGAGACUCUCACAGCAUUUAAACAUCUCUGUUCUUUAAAGCCGUUCCACUUACUUUUAAAUGGUUUAUAUGCUGGUGGAAACUGAUGAGUUGCGUGUAACAGAGCUGGUGGUCCUCCGUCUGCUUUGGUUUGUAGUUUUUGUUUUUUUUUUUUCUUUCUUUUUCUUUCCUGGCGUUUCUAAGAUACUGAGCAGAGCUCACUCCAUGCACGCAACGCCGGAGGGUUAUAGUGAGCGUAUUAGGAGUGUAUGUGAGGGAACCUUUGUGCUAGUGUGGACUAAUUUGUAUGUAUGAGUGUGCGAGGGUGUUUACUGUACAGUUAUGUUUUUAUUGGAUGCAUGCGUGUGUGUCUUGGUUCUGCGUGUGUGUGUUCAGUUUUAUGUAGGGGUGUGUUGAAGAAUGCCUGUUUGAGUAAUCUUGCUCCACAAGCAUAUUUGUGUUGAAUUUGGACGUUCUAUUUCACAUUUGACUCGUGAACAUAGAAAUAACACAACAUUUUUCAUGCUAAAACCAUUUUUUUUAAUCUCUUGCAGGAACCUCAGCAACAACCGAAUCCGUAUUCUGAAAAAUGGCUCCUUCGCCGGCUUGUACUCCCUGGAUAAACUGGACCUCAGGAAUAACUUGAUCAGCACCAUAAUGCCUGGAGCCUUCCAGAGUCUGACAGCGCUGCGGAAACUUGACCUGUCCAACAACCGGAUUGGCUGCCUGACUCCAGAGAUGUUCCAGGGACUUACCAACCUCACCAAACUUAACAUCUCGGGCAACAUCUUCUCCUCACUGGAGCCCAGCAUCUUCCAGGAGCUUCCCUCUUUAAAGCUGGUGAACUUUGACUCAGAGUUCUUGUCCUGCGAUUGCGGCCUGCGAUGGGUGCCUGGAUUCUUUCGCUCCAGCUCGGCCCGGCUUGGAGAUGAGACCUACUGCUCGUAUCCAAGAAGGUUCCAGAACAGGCCGCUGCGAGAACUACGAGAGUCUGACCUGAGCUGUGAUGGCCCUUUGGAGCUGCACACUCUGUCUUUGUUGCCCUCCCUGCGUCAAGUUGUGUUUAAAGGAGACAGGCUGCCUUUCCACUGUACUGCCGCCUUGGUGGACAAAAUCACCACAUUGCACUGGCUUCACAAAGGCCAACAAGUCAUUAAUGACCCUGAGAACGGAGUUCACCUAGAGGACAGUGUGCUACAUGACUGCACCUUCAUCACCAGCGAGUUGAUCCUGUCGAACAUGAAUGUUGAGGCCAGCGGCGAGUGGGAGUGUGUGGUGUCCACGGGCCGAGGAAACACCUCACGUAGCGUGGAGAUUGUGGUUCUGGAGAACAGCGCCACCUUCUGCCCUGAACAGAGAGUGACCAAUAACAGAGGAGAGUUCAGAUGGCCGAGAACUCUGGCGGGAAUUACUUCGUAUCAGUACUGCCUGCAGCUGCGCUACCCAUCCGUGACUGUAGGAGGCAGUGUGGAACAGAAAAGGGCAUCUCGCUACUGUGACCGCUCAGGACGCUGGGAGGAAGGAGACUAUUCCCAGUGCCUUUACACGAAUGACAUCACCAAUGUUCUCCAUACUUUCAUACUGAUGCCCAUCAAUGCCUCCAAUGCUGUGACGUUAGCACAUCAGGUGAGGUCAUACACGUUGGAGGCAGCAGGCUUCUCAGACACUGUGGAUGUUCUCUAUGUGGCCCAGAUGAUGCAGAAAUUCAUGGACUAUGUCAAACAGCUACGUGAGCUGUCAGAAGUGCUGGUGGAGAUGGGCAGUAACCUGAUGCAGGUAGAUGAUCAGAUCUUAUCCCGGGCUCAGAGGGAGGAGAGAGCCUGCAGCUCCAUUGUCCACUCUCUGGAGACCUUGGCCUGGCCACAACUCCACCCCAAUGCCCAGGACCUCUCCAUGAUAUCUCGGAACAUUGUGAUGGAAGCUCAUUUGAUACGUCCUGCUCAGUUCACCGGCAUGAGCUGCACUGCCUAUCAGAGACGCGAAAGCUCUGGAGCCAGUUCUGGCUUGGACACAACAGACUCCAUCCAUGAGCAGCAGCUGCGCUUUCGUUGUACCACAGGAACCCACAACGCUUCACUAAAUGCUUUCCCUUUAAAGAAUGCCAUAGCACUUGCUUCGGUCUCUCUCCCUUCAUCCCUGUUUCCUCCAACUGCUCCCAUGGACUGUAAACUGCAAUUUGUGGCUUUUCGCACCGGGCGAUUCUUCCCUUUUGUCGGAAACUCCAGCGGCCUGUCGGACCACGCUCGAAGACGCAGUGUCAACACGCCUGUCAUCUUUGUAGGCCUCGAUGGAUGCACCAUGUGGAACCAGUCAGCUCCCAUCAUCGUGUCGCUGCGGCACACGUCACCUGGCAGUGACCCCGUGGCUGCCCAUUGGAGUCUCCAGGCGCUCAAGCAUCAUGGGAGUUGGAGUUCAGAUGGCUGCCAGUUAGCUCACAGUGACUCAAGCACUUCUACUUUACGCUGCUCUGUGCUCAGUAAUUACGCUGUGCUUCAGGAGGUACCCGAUUUCCCAGGUCUGUCUCCAGCUCCAGUUGAAGUGCUCCACCCGGUGGUCUACACCUGCACUGCAGUUCUCCUCCUCUGCCUCUUCACCAUCAUCUUCACAUACAUACUGCACCACAGCUCAAUCAGAAUUAGUAGGAAAAGUUGGCACACCCUCCUCAACACCUGUUUCCACAUCGCCAUGAUGACCGCGGUGUUUGCUGGGGGCAUCACCCUAACCAGCUACCCCAUCGUGUGCCAGGCAGUGGGGAUUGUCCUGCAUUACUCUUCUCUGUCCACCCUAUUGUGGAUCGGCGUUAGCGCACGUGUCCUCUAUAAGGAGGCCUUAUUGCGGACACCAAGACAACCAGAGGCCGAGGGUGUCGUGCCGCCCACCCAGCGGCCCAUGCUCAGGUUUUAUUUAAUAGCUGGGGGCGUUCCCCUCAUCAUAUGCGGAAUCACUGCAGCUGUGAACAUCAACAACUACGGAGACAACAUUCCUUACUGCUGGUUGGUAUGGCAACCUAGUAUUGGUGCUUUCUACGUUCCGGCUGGCCUGGUGAUCUUGGUGACCUGGAUCUACUUCCUGUGUACCGUGGCCCGCUUGAGGUACCGCAACUCCCAGAGGGCCAAAGACCCUCCGUGUUCCGCCUCUGGCUCCACCCCCUUGCCCGAGGGACAACCAGCUCUUAGUGGCAGCACCAGCUUGCUUUCAACUGACUCUGUGGUUGGCCCAAUGCAUGCUGGGAUUACAGUGGAGGACCAGUACUCGCUGAAGGUGCAGUUCUUGGCACUUGUGGCGACUCAGUUUGUGUUUUUGCUUCUAUGGUGCUGCGGUGCAAUGGCGAUGUGGCACACGGACAGAGAGAGGAAACUUUUCAGCUGUUUGUAUGGGGGAACAGCCACUGGGCUGGGAAUCUUCUUGGUGCUGCAUCACUGUUUCAAGCGCUUAGAUGUCCAAGCAGCCUGGCUAGGGUGUUGCCCUGGGUACCAUCGCUCCCAGCCCAUUCCUGCCUACAGCCACCCCUGUACCACCACUGCUGGGGUCCAGAGCAGCUCGGACCAGGGCUCACAGCUUUUCGUGGGAUGCCAUCCUCUGGCAGAGCCCAACAACUACUCUUCCUCUGCCAGGUCAUCGUCUACUCCUAGCGGCACAAGCAGCAUUGGCACUGGACCCUGUAAGCUCACCAACCUCUUGCAGGUGACGCAAGACAACGCUAACAACACCACCCGUGCUUUGGCAGGCACCAACACCAACACUAGCACAAGCACAGAGAACACCAAUAGCAAGCCUGCUAACAACCUGCUACCCAGUAUUAGCACCACACUGCCUGCUCAGCAGCCACAACGGCGGAAGACUAGCAGUAGAACUAAGGCAGGAAGUACCCAGUACCACCACCGGGGGGAGGGAAGGGGACACUAUCGGCUCAAAGCACUACGUGGAGCUGGGGGUGGGGGCAGCGUGGGUGCCCUGGGUCCACCUGGGAUGGACCAAGUCAGCAUCCAUCAUCUUCACAGACACGCUUCCAGCGAAAACGGAAGCCUCCGGAACAGUCAUUCCGAGAGCCAGAAUGGACCGCUGACCAAUGGGAGGCACCGUGGGGAGGGACUAGCGACAAGCCCUUCGGAAGGAAGCGAUGGCGGCAGCAGUGGAAGUAGGAAGCCCUUUCCGCUGCUGCCGUCAGUGGCAAGUCGGGUCGCUAUGCAGCAGAACGCGCAGAAGCGCAGUGCUAGCAGGGACAACCUCAAACUGGCCGCUGCGGCUGACAGAGACUCUAAGCGGAGCUCGUUCCCACUGAACAUUGCCACAACAGCAGUGACCGGGACAGUCACCGGGACAACCUUGUCAACAACAGCUGCCGCGCCAAACGGAACGCUAAAAGGAUCCGUGAUCGAAUUGGACACGAGUGGAACUGACCAAUCGCAUGGGUCAGUUGGGAUGAGGGGCGGGAUCUGGAAGAGUGAGACGACAGUGUGAUGCUAGAAAGCAGCUAGGGUUCUGUGUUUUUAGGGAAGUACCCCUUGUGCGAUGGGAGCCAAAAGCCUCAGUUGCGUUUGUCACAAGUGAAGCCUCUUGCUUCCUCCAUGAUUAGCCUCCUGUCCUUUUUAUUUUCAUUAAUGCUCAGUGAGCUUUGAACAGCCUGCACCUUCCUGAAACGCACCAGACGGUUCAGCAGAUAACUAAGUGGAGUUGAGGCUUCAGAAGGGGACCUGUCCAGUUCAGUCCCAGAUGUGGAAAACUGAUAAAUGUGCAUGGCAGUUUCGUUCUUUUGAAUAAGUGAAGGGAUGUAUAUGCAAAAGCUGACCCCUCCAAAAUAUGUUUUGUCAAGAAAUGUGCAACAGUAUUGUUUCUCUGUGAUUUGUCUGUCUUUUAUUACAGUAUUAUCUAAAAUGGGUUUUAAAAGCUAUAGAAGGUGUUUGAGUACCGUAAGGUAUCUUUAAGCUCAAAUUUAUCCAUUUUGAUCUUUGUUUCUAUGCAUACCAAUGGAGAUAGAUCUUGAGCUGCAUUCCAAGUUCAUUUUCAGAGAGCUGUUUGUGUUUUGCUUCUACAUCCUUUUUAUACUUAAUGUGCUUGUCUUGCUUUUGUAUGUUAUUUAGUGACUGUGUGAGAGAUGUACAUGUCUGAAUGUAUGUAUGAAUGUAUGGAUGUGUCAGUUGACCAUUACAGUAUUUAUAUCCA
This is a messenger RNA of Colossoma macropomum (tambaqui), 5184 nucleotides long. It is a transcript of the gene adgra2, whose product is annotated as adhesion G protein-coupled receptor A2. Gene Ontology annotation, biological process: sprouting angiogenesis; G protein-coupled receptor signaling pathway; central nervous system development. Gene Ontology annotation, cellular component: Wnt signalosome; plasma membrane. Lineage: Eukaryota; Metazoa; Chordata; Actinopteri; Characiformes; Serrasalmidae. Gene Ontology annotation, molecular function: protein binding; G protein-coupled receptor activity. The coding region runs from base 544 to 4482 and encodes 1312 amino acids. The record is from RefSeq and is a predicted model, not a curated record. The transcript is spliced from 18 exons.